Messenger RNA from Lacerta agilis (Sand lizard), 1552 nucleotides. Its product is annotated as 5-hydroxytryptamine receptor 3A-like. Gene Ontology annotation, cellular component: membrane; synapse; neuron projection. The coding region runs from base 1 to 1206 and encodes 401 amino acids. The transcript has 8 exons. The record is from RefSeq and is a predicted model, not a curated record. NCBI's taxonomy places the organism in Eukaryota, Metazoa, Chordata, Lepidosauria, Squamata, Lacertidae. Gene Ontology annotation, molecular function: extracellular ligand-gated monoatomic ion channel activity; neurotransmitter receptor activity; transmembrane signaling receptor activity. Gene Ontology annotation, biological process: regulation of membrane potential; chemical synaptic transmission; signal transduction.
AUGAAUGAUUGGGAAGAGCCUGUAGGAGUUUAUCUAGACUUCACGCUGGCGUCCAUCCUUUCAGUGCAAGAAAAAUUGCAGGUGGUCACAUUCUAUUUCUGGAUGUAUGUGUACUGGGAAAAUGAAUUUGUCUCAUGGAAUCCCUUGGAUUUCUGUAACAUUACAAAUAUCACUUUGCCUGUGAACCUUUUCUGGACCCCAGACCUCUACAUAGAUGAACGGGCAGAUGAAGACAAGUUCACACAGAGCCCUUUUGCUUAUGUAUCAGCCGAAGGUUACAUUCAAAUGUUUCAAGCCUACCGACUGACUUCAUCCUGCAGUCUGGAUGUCCAUGCGUUUCCUUUCGAUCAACAAAAAUGCAACAUAAGCAUAAUGUCAUCAAUACAUUCAGAUAAGGAAAUGGUCAUCCUGAGCGCCAAAACUUCCAAGAAGGCGAACCAAGAUAGUCGUAAAAGUUACUUGGCCAGUGGGGAAUGGCAGUUUAAGGGACUGAGGAUCAUAGAGCACACCAUGGAAUAUGAUAUGAUUAACUUCAGGGCUGUCACUUAUGAGAUUUCUAUGAAGAGACGUUCCAUUUUGUAUGUGUUGGUUCUGAUCCUCCCAACUUUAACUCUCUUCUUGCUGGAUAUGGCUAUUUCUUUUGCAUCUGCCUCUCCUGGAGAAAAGAUUGCCUUCAAAAUGACACUGAUCCUUCAGAUCUCAUUUUUGUCGAUGAUUCUUAAUGAUAUGCUACCAGCAACAUCGGAUAAUCCACCAGUCAUAGCCACGUUUUUUACUGGGAUGUUUGUAUUUCUGGUCCUUGGUAUCUUGGAGAACGCUUUUAUACUCUAUCUCAAAGAGAAGAGACCGAAGUUGCCAUCCUUCAAGGGGAAUAAACUCAUGAAUAGAAUCCUGAGCAGGAAGAAAGAGGAAUGUGAGAGCCCAGCAACCCAUUUAGGAGACAGGUGGCCCAAAGAGAACCAGCCGGCAGAUGGAUUUCCCUUGCCAGCAAAAGACAGUGAAGAUGACAGCUUGGUGUUUCUGAAACAUCUGAAUAUGGAACUGCAACAGAUCAAGAAACAUCUCUCUCUAGAAGAACACCAGGAUGACCCCGAUUCAGUCGCGUGGGAUAAAACAAUAGUCCUUGUGGAGAAAGGGCUUUAUCACACCCGCCUGAUUUUAACUGUCAUAUUUUUAGCUGUUAUUAUCAUACAGUGGAUGCACUGAAUUAUAGAUUAUUGGCCUUUGUGGUGGAACAAGGAGCAUGGCAUUUUUGUAGACUAGAUCACAUAAUUGAUGCAUGUGAUACCAUUGCACUACAUAACCCCCAGUUAAGUUGUAUAAGGUCAGGAAAUGCCGUGGGACAGAAUGUCUAAUGCUGUUGGAUAUUAAAUUACUAACGUCAAAGCAAAUCAUUCUUGGAAAUAUGUGAAAACAGGACAAAAUUUGCCACUUAACUGAGUCUUGCAAAACCAACUAUUCUGAAGUACUGGUUCUCCAAGUCUUCACUGAGUGGCAUGUUUUCUGGCCUGGCUUCAAUGCAUGCCAUCCUUGGGCAGUUGCCAGGGCUUCA